Molecule: messenger RNA, 4479 nt
Organism: Paramecium pentaurelia
Lineage: Eukaryota; Ciliophora; Oligohymenophorea; Peniculida; Parameciidae
Source: the annotation of a GenBank genome assembly
AUGAUACUACUCAUUCUAUUAGUGUAUAAAACUUAUCAAACUCUCAUUUAUUAGUUUCAUGCAAAUUCUAACAUUAGAGAUGGUAAUUUCUUAUUAUUUAUAUUUUAGAAUGGCAAGAUUAUUAUAGUAAUGUUAAUUUUUAUACUUGUGGAGGGAUUCAAUAUUUUGGAUAACCUAAUAAUAAUGGAAAUUCGAUUGUAAUUAGCAGAAUAUUUUUAGAUCUAGAACCUCAUUCUCAUAUAAUUGUGGAUGCACAAUUUCUUACGUAAUUAUAUUCUUUAUUACAAAAGUAUUGAUAACAAUUAAUCACCUUAUUUUUAUAUAGAUUAGUAAUCAAUAAGUUAUUAAUCAGUGAUAUCAUCAUAACUCUGUGGUAAUACACAAUUCGAAAAAGUAUAUACUAUUUCUAUAACUCAUUAACAUAAUAGAAGAACUGUUUGGAUAUAUAUUAUUAACUAUUAUGCAGGAGGAUUAAUAUCAUUAAAAUUAAGUAUGAUUAAAUGUUAGUAUGAAUGUGCUGGAUGCAUAGAGAAUUAUCAUACAUUUUGUUUAUAAUGGAAACUGCAUUAAUAUUCAUUUAAUUAGAAAUUGAUCACAAACUCUGAUGGAUGGACUUUUGUAUCAUCGUAUAGUUAUUUAACUUAUUCCUUAUGUGGAAAUUGUUAAUUUUUGUACUUUUAAUAAAUUAAAUAUUCUACUGAAUUACCUCCUCAUUAAGAUGUAUUAAUAAGAUUUUUUAAAUUAUGGAAUACUAUAAUAAUAGUAGACUAUUUAUAUGGUAAAUAAAUAAUUAGUUCUAAUAAUUAAUAAAUAGAAAUAUUAAUAAGAAAUCAUGAUGAUCCUAUAUUAUUAUUAAAUAUUAAAACUUAAUUAGCUUCAGAUUAUAGUUAUAUAAGAGAUUUUGAAGUAUUUUACACUUAAGCAGAAAUAAUGUUUAAUAAUUUAAAUGAAGGUUGUUUAUAUUAAAUUGAUGAUAAAUGUCUAAUUUGUUAAGAAGGUUGGAUUUAAGAUGAAUUUCUAGAAAAUUGUCAUCCAAUUUGUGGUGAUGGAAUUAUUCAAGGUUAAGAACAAUGUGAUCAUGGUAAUCUAAUAUCAAAUCAUUCUUGUUAUUUAUGUUAAUAUUCAUGUUAACAAUUUUGUUCAAUUUGUUAAAUUGGAAUUUGUUAAUAAUGUUAAGAUGGAUUUGUUAUUAAUCCUAAUUUUAAUUGUGAUCCUUUAUGUGGGGAUGGUAAUUUAAUUCCUUAUUCAAAUGAAUAAUGUGAACUGACAGUUAAUGGGGUAUUGGAUGGUUGUUAGGAAUGCAGAUAUAUUUCAAUUGAAAAUUGUAAAAUCAGCUACAAUUCAAUUUGCUUAAAGUGUGAAGUGGGAUUUUAUAUAUAAGAAAACUUAUGUUUUCCAUAUUGCGGAGAUAAAUUAAUUCUUGAAUUAUAUGAGGAUUGUGAUGAUGGUAAUUUGCAACCUUACGAUGGUUGUUUUAAUUGCAAAUUUCAAUGCAUUGAAGAUUGCAACAUAUGUGAACGAGGACAAUGCCUUUUGAAAUGUGAAGUUGGAUAUGAAUUUAUUAAUAAUAGUUGUCUUUCUGUUUGUGGUGAUCAAAUAAUUACAAAAGAAGAGGAUUGCGAUGAUGGUAAUUUGCAACCUCAUGAUGGUUGUUUUAAUUGCAAGUAUUCUUGCCCAAAAAAUUGCUUUGAUUGCUAUUAAGGUACUUGUCUAGAGUGCAAUUACCAAUACUAAUUAAUUUCAAAUUAAUGUAAAUAGCAAUUAAAUUGUGGAGAUGGAUUGCUUUAGGAAGAAGAGGAUUGUGAUGAUGGAAAUUAUUAAGCAGCGGAUGGAUGCAAGGAUUGCAGAAUUGAAUAAAAUUGGAUAUGCACUACAAGAGAUUCUCUAAGCUUAUGCACAUUUGUCAAAGCUCCAAACUUAGUAAUUAAUUAUCUCAAUAUGACUUAAAAUAAAUAGUAUAUCAGCAUCUAAUUUAAUUAAAAAGUAAAAAUCUAUACAGCUUAGCCCUUAUCAGAAACCAUAAAUUUUGAAAUAUCAAAUAUAGAUAAGAAGAACUGGAAUAGCAGCUUAUAUAUUAUAUAGGAUGUCGGAUCAGAUGUAAGUUUUGGAGAAUUUAUUUUUUAAAUAGAAAUAUAAUAAUUACUUGAAUUUAGGCCAGUUUUGAAAAUUAAAGUNUCAUGUUAACAAUUUUGUUCAAUUUGUUAAAUUGGAAUUUGUUAAUAAUGUUAAGAUGGAUUUGUUAUUAAUCCUAAUUUUAAUUGUGAUCCUUUAUGUGGGGAUGGUAAUUUAAUUCCUUAUUCAAAUGAAUAAUGUGAACUGACAGUUAAUGGGGUAUUGGAUGGUUGUUAGGAAUGCAGAUAUAUUUCAAUUGAAAAUUGUAAAAUCAGCUACAAUUCAAUUUGCUUAAAGUGUGAAGUGGGAUUUUAUAUAUAAGAAAACUUAUGUUUUCCAUAUUGCGGAGAUAAAUUAAUUCUUGAAUUAUAUGAGGAUUGUGAUGAUGGUAAUUUGCAACCUUACGAUGGUUGUUUUAAUUGCAAAUUUCAAUGCAUUGAAGAUUGCAACAUAUGUGAACGAGGACAAUGCCUUUUGAAAUGUGAAGUUGGAUAUGAAUUUAUUAAUAAUAGUUGUCUUUCUGUUUGUGGUGAUCAAAUAAUUACAAAAGAAGAGGAUUGCGAUGAUGGUAAUUUGCAACCUCAUGAUGGUUGUUUUAAUUGCAAGUAUUCUUGCCCAAAAAAUUGCUUUGAUUGCUAUUAAGGUACUUGUCUAGAGUGCAAUUACCAAUACUAAUUAAUUUCAAAUUAAUGUAAAUAGCAAUUAAAUUGUGGAGAUGGAUUGCUUUAGGAAGAAGAGGAUUGUGAUGAUGGAAAUUAUUAAGCAGCGGAUGGAUGCAAGGAUUGCAGAAUUGAAUAAAAUUGGAUAUGCACUACAAGAGAUUCUCUAAGCUUAUGCACAUUUGUCAAAGCUCCAAACUUAGUAAUUAAUUAUCUCAAUAUGACUUAAAAUAAAUAGUAUAUCAGCAUCUAAUUUAAUUAAAAAGUAAAAAUCUAUACAGCUUAGCCCUUAUCAGAAACCAUAAAUUUUGAAAUAUCAAAUAUAGAUAAGAAGAACUGGAAUAGCAGCUUAUAUAUUAUAUAGGAUGUCGGAUCAGAUGUAAGUUUUGGAGAAUUUAUUUUUUAAAUAGAAAUAUAAUAAUUACUUGAAUUUAGGCCAGUUUUGAAAAUUAAAGUAAAUUAGACUGUUGCUAAUAUAGAUGAUGCUAUUUUGGAUAAUGUUGAAAAAUCAAUAACAUUGCAAUAUCCAAAAUUUCUUGAUGAAACACAGAAAGACUAUUCUUAAAAUUUGAAAAAUCUUAAUAAAUAUAUAAUUUAUUGUUUGUCUGGAGUUACUGGUUUAAGUCUAUUAUUAGGAAAUGGGGAUUUGUUUGUUGAACUUAUGGCAAUUCUUUAAUUCUAGCAAUACUUAAGAUACAUUAACCUGUAAUAUCCACAAAAUAUAGAAAUUUAUUUUACUUUUAAUGAUAUGAUAACUAUUCAACCUCUACUGGAUUUUAUUUAUUUUCCUAAACUUUUAAAGUUUAUUGAUAUAUAGUAAAAUUAAGCUUAUUCUGAUGGAAAAUUUAAUGUGUACAAAUAAAGCUAUAACUUGAUCAUCAAUCUUUCAUGCCAAAUAUUUUAAUUGUUAAUAUUUUUAGUCUUUAUUUUGUUAUUUCAAUGGAUUAAAAAGGGUUUGUACAAAUGGAUAUUUUGUUCUAGGUACUUUUACUAUAUGUCAUCAUUAUCAUUAUACAUAAAUCCAAAAGUAAUAUUUAAGUUUAGUUAAUCCUUUUAUAAUAUUUGCAUGGAAUUGCUUAAAUUAAAAAAAUUUAUGUCCUUUUAAGGAUUAUAAAAAGCCAUAUUUCUAAAUGGUUGGGAUAUGAUAUUUAAAACAUUAUUGUAUACACGAAACAUUGAAACCAAAAAUUACAUAGAUAUUGUAUAAAUUAUUAUCGCAAGCAUCAUACUUAUCCUUUAUUUUACCAUAUUCCUAUCUUUUUUCAAAGGUAAUUCAAAGUUAUCAAAGAAGAACAACUACUAAAUGUUUGAAAUACUAAGUUUUGUUAGAUAAUUUUUCUUUUUAUUAUUUUUGAUUUAUGUUUAAAGUUCCCAAAUACUUUAAUUAGGAUUACUCCUUAUGACAAGCAUACUUUAAAUUAGAUUCCUAUUUAAUUAUCGUUGUAUUUUUAAUUAAAAAAAUUACAUUGUUUAAAUGGUGGUUGAGAUAUCAGUAUUAACUUUUAUCCUUAGUUCAUUCUUAUACAUCUAAGAGUUUAAUAAAUAUUUUAAUGAAGAGAAAAAAAUCUUAUUGGGAUGGAUUCAAGCAAUAAUACUAUCUAAAGGUAUUAUUAUAGAAUUAAUUUGGAUCAGCAUAGAUUUAUUAUAAAAAAUUAAAAAGAAUAAUAGAAGAUAAUCAUAAAUUGUGAAAAAUCCAUUAUUUUCAUGA